Messenger RNA from Puccinia graminis f. sp. tritici CRL 75-36-700-3, 2235 nucleotides. RefSeq lists its product as uncharacterized. Bases 415 to 1638 code for a protein of 407 amino acids. The transcript has 4 exons. The record is from RefSeq and is a predicted model, not a curated record. Lineage: Eukaryota; Fungi; Basidiomycota; Pucciniomycetes; Pucciniales; Pucciniaceae.
CCGGCGGCGACUUCUUUGAAGAACUCGUGCAGACGGCGCCAACCUUCCGGCAAAUGUGAAAAAUCCUGGGGGCAGUGCCAAGCUCUACACAACACUGGUCACUUCCUUCAGCGUCGCCGCCACAACAAUAGAGAUACAUACAUACAUCUUUUUUUAUACGCUCCAUCCAGUUCUGGCAGAACCUGACUUGAGGGGAACUUUCUUCUUCCGGGUGCCGCUCAAGUGGAUCGGAUUGACGCAGUUUUUUUUCUUUUUUUUUCAAUAGAUGCGCUUUGGAAGAUCUUAAAAGCUCCCCAACUACUGGGUUCCAAUCUCCAGUCACCUCACCAUUUUUCGAGCGUCGACAAACAUCAAACUUCUUAUCAUAUUUAUAUAUCCACCAACAAUCUGUCUAAAACUCUUUCUCCUUACGCGAUGGCCCCUCAUGAUCACCAGACAGGCCAUCCGAUGGGUGGUGGGAGAAAACUGAACCCCCCACGGAUUAUGACCUUGCCCCCCCACCAGGACUAUGUUCAUCCCACUCGUCCCACCUCUCUCCGCCAUUCUUCUUAUUGUCAGCAAGACUCGCCAGACCAGAAGUCCUACCAGCCUCUCCGAAAAUCGCAGUAUCCCAGUCCAUCUAGCGCCAUGGAGCCUCCUAGGUCUGCCCAAUCAUCUCAUCCAACACUUUCAGCUGGCAGCACUUCCUCUGCCAACGAGCCCGUUUACAAAUAUGCCUCGGCGCCCAACAACGAGGCUUCUGCCCGUAAGGAAAAUACGUAUUCGUUAACUGUCUUCCAGCAGCCCCGUCAGGCUCGUAUGGUAGGCAGUGGAGAAAAAGCAGAUCGUCGACCCGUUGAUCCUCCACCGAUCCUAAGAUUCGAGGUGUCUCAUUCGUCGAACAAAAACAGCGCAGACAUGACCUUACUACGCUCCCCCUACUUCCUAUGCUACUGCACAUUAUGUGAGGGCAAUGCACCCUACAAAGAACUCUACGGGAUCCCGCAUUCCAAUAAACCCUACAUGGUCGGCAACAUCGUCACCUCCAUGUUCCAGCUCCGCGCGGGCAAAAAGGACAAAAAUACUCAUAUCCCCGAAGGCCAUUAUUUCGUCUUUCACGACUUGGGAAUUCGCGUCGAGGGAUGCUAUCGGUUCAAGUUCAGUGUAUACGAGAUUGUGGACAGAAAAGUGUAUCUUUGUAAAUCGACGAUGAGCGACAAGUUCCAAGUAUUUCCACCGAAGGAUUUCCCAGGGAUGAACGAAUCGACGGCGAUGUCGAACUACAUGGCGGCGCAAGGCUUACGGAUGCGGGUGCGGACGAAGAGUCUGAACGUGCCGAGCCUGAACGGCAACUUCGAGUGCGUGAAGACUGGCUCGAAGAAGCCAGCCAAGAGGAAGUCAGCCAGCGAGGGCGAGAAGCCCGGCGCCCGAAAACUCCAUCUCCAUCAUCACCCCAAACUGCCCAAGAACAGUCUCCCUCAAUUCUACCAUCAUCAUCCCGCCGACAUCAAGCCCAUCUCCCCGCCGGAAAUUCCCUCGAGUCUCGAAGGCCACAAGCCCCGCUUCUCGCUCCCCUCUCUGCCCAUGAUGUUGAGCGGCUUCAAACCCGAAUCGAGCUCUAGAAAUCCCCUCUUCUCCACUGAUCCUCACAGCAGAUAGCACCCCUAAAAAACCCCUAUCUAUUCUCAUUCUUGCCCCCUUGGUUGCCGCCUCCAAACAUAAUACUUGAGCGAUCAAUCCAAGCCAUCGAGUUAUAGACUCGAUCCGCUCCACCUCUCCAUCAAACACCACCCCCUUCCCUUCGACUGCUGGAUUCUCUUGGUGAUUGGGCGAUUGUGUGGGCUGUGACUGCAUACGCAUCGUUGUGUAGUCCUUUGGCCUUGCCUUGUAAAUAUGACAACAGUUCCAAUCUUAAUCAGGUUUCGAGAUACCUACUACCACUUUAUCUAUAUGCUUACUGAUUCCCAUAUUUAUUGAUCUCUCACAAGACACCCCUACCCUCCAUCUGAUCAAAAUCUGUCCCCCCCCCAUAGGUCUUCUUUUUUUAUAUAUUGCAUGUCUCCUCACAAUGUUUAUUUGUUGGAUUCAGGAAAGUGAUCAUGCAAAAAAAAAAAAAAAAAAAAAGAUCAUGUGUCGAUCAACGCUUCAUCGAGCUCAUCAUCUAUCUGUAUCAUAUAUAAACAUGAAAACAAAAGUGAGCUGAAAAGAGAGGAGAUGCAUCGCACAGAUUGUAAGCACUGCAAAGUGAGAAUUCAG